Pimephales promelas (fathead minnow) is the source of this 5210-nucleotide messenger RNA. It is a transcript of the gene pak4, whose product is annotated as p21 protein (Cdc42/Rac)-activated kinase 4. The record is from RefSeq and is a predicted model, not a curated record. Gene Ontology annotation, biological process: protein phosphorylation. Gene Ontology annotation, molecular function: ATP binding; protein serine/threonine kinase activity. Lineage: Eukaryota; Metazoa; Chordata; Actinopteri; Cypriniformes; Leuciscidae.
UCCCCGGAUGAAGGUUCGGCGUGAAUAUGGCGCAGAGAGCACGAGCAGCGCGCUCGUGAGGGCUUCAGUGAGACUGAUACGCGCACUUAGCCCGCUGAAGCUAACUUUACUCUCAAGAAACUUACCCGACCAUAUGAAGUUUAUUUUUCAGCGAACACUGUUCUCACCACAGGUCUGAUGGUCUACUGCAGCCAUGUUCAGCAAGAAGAAAAAGCAACGUGUCCAGAUCUCGGCACCCUCCAACUUUGAGCAUCGUGUCCACACUGAUUUUGAUGAGCAUGAGCAGAAGUUCGUGGGACUUCCGCGCCAAUGGCAGAGCCUCAUUGAGGACACGGCCAAGAGGCCCAAACCCUUCAUCGACGCCACAGUCAUCACUACUGUAGAGCCACGCAAGGCAAUCGUGCGGGGUCGCAAGAUCGGUGAUGAUGGCUCUCUCACGUGGCUCCUGGAUGAGUUUGACACCAUGUCGGUGAUCCGCUCAAACUCUCUGCGGAGAGGCAGUCCACCACCACCACCACGCAGAGACUCCGGAUCAUCAAUAGGAGGCCACGAGAAUGGCGAUUACCCCCAAUACAGACAUCCUGAUCGCUAUGGAGACAGCAAAGAGAGGGAGAAACCACGUCAGGAGCACCCAAGUGCUGAUCCCAGACAGUCUCAGCGACCAGCCCGUUCAUCCAGAGAGGACAGCAGACCUCACCAGCAGCCUCGCGGUCAGGAGCCCAACAGACACAAAGAGCCUGACUGGUCAGGAGGGCCAGCUCCACCGCCCCAGCACAGAGAACGAGACCGAGAACAACGUGGUCAUCAUGAUCAGGUUGUAAGGAGAGAGGGGGCCAAUGAUAAGAGGCCCAAAUCCAGCUACACUGGAAGGGACAGUAGCCCACAGACUCCCCGUGAGAAGAGACCACUGUCUGGGCCAAAUAUCCGCACCCCUAACCUACCUGUUACAGAGGGAGUAAUAAAGACUGCACAGCAGACUGGCCGGCCUUUCAACACAUACCCACGUGCUGAAAGUGACUCUGGAAGAAGCCCCAGCGGUCAGGAUUUAAAACCAGCCAAAUCUCAUGAACCUUCCCACCACAACGACCACCCUACUGGGGCUGUCCGGGGAGGCAGUAGUGGCAGUAAAACUACUUCUCAGGGGCAGCACAGAGCAGAGCCCCAGCAUCACGCCUCCCACCCAGCCUUAGGCCCUGAGCCUCCUCACAACCAGCAGAUUCCCCCGGCACCAAAACCAUCCGCCCCGACUGCACCACCCCAGCAGGCGCGCUCACCUCAGAGGGAGCCACAGCGGGUCUCCCACGAACAGUUCCGUGCUGCUCUACAGAUGGUGGUUGACCCCGGGGACCCACGCACUUAUCUGGACCACUACAUCAAGAUUGGGGAAGGUUCCACUGGCAUUGUUUGUAUUGCUACAGUGAAGACCACCGGCAAGCUGGUGGCUGUGAAGAAGAUGGAUCUGCGAAAACAGCAGCGACGAGAAUUGCUGUUUAACGAGGUGGUGAUCAUGCGGGACUAUCACCAUGAGAACGUGGUGGAGAUGUACAACAGUUACUUAGUGGGCGAUGAGCUCUGGGUUGUCAUGGAGUUCCUUGAGGGUGGAGCUUUAACUGACAUAGUCACACAUACCAGGAUGAAUGAGGAGCAGAUCGCCACUGUGUGUCUGUCUGUUCUGAAAGCGCUCUCGGUCCUUCACUCCCAGGGAGUCAUUCACAGAGACAUUAAGAGUGAUUCUAUUCUUCUCACCCAUGAUGGCAGAGUGAAGCUGUCAGACUUUGGCUUUUGUGCCCAGGUCUCUAAAGAGGUACAGCGCAGGAAGUCUCUUGUAGGAACACCCUAUUGGAUGGCCCCUGAGCUUAUCUCAAGACUCCCAUAUGGACCAGAGGUGGAUAUUUGGUCACUUGGCAUUAUGGUUAUUGAAAUGGUAGAUGGAGAGCCGCCAUACUUUAAUGAGCCUCCUCUCAAGGCUAUGAAAAUGAUCCGAGACAAUUUGCCACCCAAGCUCAAAAACCUUCACAAGGUCUCGCCACUUCUCAAGGGAUUCUUGGACAGGAUGCUCGUGCGAGAUCCUGCCCAGAGGGCCACAGCUCAAGAGCUGCUAAAGCAUCCCUUCCUGAGUAAAGCAGGCCCUCCCUCUUGCAUUGUUCCCCUCAUGAGACAAAACCGCAUGAGAUGAGAAGAGAAAUCAGGGUGGGAUCUGUCAGGCCCUCUACUGAGCUGCAGUCUGUACUCCACACACUUUAAACAUCUGAAAUGAUUGUACAGGUCAAGAAUUUUAGGAGAAAAGGCCAUUGAUGCUUGAGGCCUUUUUGGAACAAACAUUUUUACCACUGUUUUUUUUACACCUAUAGAGUACACCCCAUUUGGUGACAUGAAAAAGACACCAUUAGAUCCUUCACAGUGUUCUGCUCGAAGAGGUUUUCCUCUCUGGCAAAUUUAGAAACACCAGAGUGUUCUCAGUGGUUUUAUGCUUGACCUCUAAGACUGCUUUUGGGUGAACUGAGUUAAGGAGGAUUAGACAUAAUGAAAACAAACCACUUGCAGAUUCUAAUCUGCCCUCAAUGUAAAGCAACAAAUUGAUGGAUUUGUUCCAAACCUCAAGCUUUUUUUCCUGCACUUCAUCUUUUGCACCAGGACCACACUACUCAUUAAUCCAUUUGAACAGGAAAACAACUACUGAAGAAAUCUUUUAUUUUAUAAAAAAAAAAAAAAUAAUAAUAAGACUGUAAGAAACUCUAGGCUCCUGUUACAACACUAAGCAAUGGUAAACACUGGAGGUGUUUUGUUUCGGACCUUUUUUAAUUUUGUUUUAAUGAAAGUGGAGAGCUAUAUCGGUUUUGUUUUCAUAGUGUGUUUUGAGUGACAGUGUGAUAGUUUAAAACGCUGUUCUGAGAUUGAGCUGCACUCCAAUAUGAAGCUUCCUCCUUUGAUUCAUUGUUCCACUUUUUCAAUAUAAUAAGGGGGGGGGGGGGGGGGUUGGGUGUAGGGUUUUUCUUCUCUUCCAAAACUUUCACCAGGGCGCCACACCACAGAGGAGUUCGAGUUGUUUUCCAUGUAGGGCAGUCUGCAGGAGAAUAUCCUUUCAUGUGUGCUUAAAUCCUUCAGCUAAGUAGCUUACAUCUUUGAAGACUUGCGGCCUUUCUCUGAAAGAUUCGUUUGAAGGAGAGAUGCUGGACUGUACCAAUGUAUAGUUGAGAGUUACAUAUGCUCUAAUUCAGGAGAGCUUGUUCACAGGAAGUGGAACUUAUAGAUUGCGCUUGAUCCCACACACUAAAGUUUAGGCCGGAAUGCUCAUAUAAUUGGUCAUUUACAUGACAUUCAAGGAUUUAAGAGAAGAGUAAUGGAACAACCAAAGAUGCUCUGAAAUACUGGAAGUUUAUAGUCCGAACAUAUUCCAAGCACACUACAUCACAUCGCAUUAAAGGGAUAGUUUAUCCAAAAAUGAAAAUUGUGAUUUAUUCUCCUUUUUUUUUUUUCUUCUGCAAUGUUGUUUUGGAGCCCAUCAACAGAAGUAAAUGUGUGUGCAAAACAGAUGAAAUUAUGCCAUACAGGUUUGGAAGAACAUAACAAAUUUUUCAAUUUGGGGUGAACUAUCCCUUUAAGACUUAGUCACAAAGAUCCAGGACCAAAGUGGUUGAAAAUGCUGAAAAAAACAAACAAACUGAAAGGUGUUUAAAUAUUUAGUUUUGUUGUAGUGACUCCACAUGAGUAAAUGCACAUUUGUGUGAAUAUCAAGAUCACAGUUACAUUCGGUGAUUUACAAAUUGUUCGAAGAUGAAUUGUAGAUUAAUCCUAGACUGAAACGGUAGCUAAUGUAUAUAUUUAGAUUUUUUCGAAAAAAAAAAAAAUCCUUUUGCUGAUGGCCUAAACUGUAACACAGCAACCAUAACUCUAAUUGUAGAUGUGAAGGUUUGAGAAAAUUAAUGACAGACAUAAUUAAUAUAAAAAUACUAUUAGGAUUUACUAUUUUUUUUUCCACCAGUAAAAGUUUUUAAUUAUAUUUCUUUACAUGCUGGGCUGCGUUACUUUUUCAGAAGGUGAAAUGAUGACAAUCGGGCAUUGAAGCAAAGUAUAUACACUAGCAUUUAAAUGUACAUUCAGAAAUGAAUAAAUAAUGAAAUUGAGAGAGUAGCGUUUUAUAGGCUCAUGUUUAUCUGUGAAAUAUUGUAGGGAUUGUAGAUUGUUGCAUAACAUCCCCAGUGCACUGAAGCAACAGAUACGUUUAGCAUUUCUACAAAGAAAACAAUGCCUUAAUGCAUGAAUAUCUUUAAUGCAUAACUGAAAAUGAACAGUGGCACAAUUGUGGGCAGUGGCACAAUUGCUUUGUGACCAACCAUGCAUUCACUUUUUUAUAUAUUAUAAACCUGCAAAGUUGAAUGAUUAUUGACUGUUUUGAGAGAGGAUACCUCCUUUGACCACAAGCCUUAUGUUAUUGCAUUGUGUAAAUAGAAAAAUGCUGUACUGUGAGCAAAAUGGCAUAAUUCAUGAUUGUCUAAAAAAAAAGACUGAUCCAGCGAACGUGUUGAAUUGCUUCCAGAAAUUACUUCUCCUUUUUUUUGAAUCUCAUUCCCAGGCCCAAUCAGAGUAUGAUCUCUUGUGCGGUAAGGUAAUCUGUUUUGUUUGUUCAGUUUUUAAUUUUGUUCCUUAAUUGGUGCUCAUAAACAGUACUGCAAAUGCUCUAUGGAAAGGGUACAUUGUAUUAUCACUUUGUCUCUAUCUCAGAUUGUCGCUGCAUUAAAACUAAUGGAUUGCCCAUGUUCUGCUGAUGACUUAUUUUAAGCCUAAUAUGUUUCUAAUUAAUCUUGCACUGCAUUUUUUGAUUUAUAUCAUAAUUUUCUCAUCAUGUAGAUAGUUUUUUAAGAAACAUUGCUUUGAAGGUGGAAUAGAAGCAUGAACUUUGUGUCCUCACUGGCAUUCUGACAUCAUCUUGAUGUUGCCCCAUAUCUGACGGAGUAACUUUGGACUAAUGUGUUAAAAUCAUCUUCAACAUCCUUUUGGAACUGCUACUGACAGGCCUGCAUUUUUGUGACAUGUAAAAUGGUUCUGUUCAAAUUGGUUCUGUUGUUUUCUCUUUAUUGUUAUAAUGUCAUGUUUGGUGGUCAACCAAUGUCAGAGUUCCCUCUAUAACGUGAAUUUUUACUGGUGGUAAAAUGAACUUUAAACUGAUGUGUUUUUUCUUUUGUUUUACCAAAUACAGUUUUUAAACGACA